GGAGGGGAGGUUGCUAGUAGGUUAGUCAGUCGCAACUCGCGCUCCGUUGUAGAAGGUUGCUGGGUCGCCUCGCCUCCCGCACACACGUGGUCGGGAGUGUGUUGUUAGCGCGGCCUCCUGGCGAUGAGGGGAACUCUUACCACCGACCUGUGAACGCUCUAACACAUCAGUGGGAACUUGCGUGCUCCUGGGAGAGAGAUUUUGAUGAUAACACGAUUAACUCCUUGGGGUCAUUAUUAAACGUAAUUUUAGAACCCUACAAACAAUAAAUAAAGAAGAAAAUAACAAGCAAGUCAUCAAUGCACCUGUGCCCCUCCCUCCGUGGUGACAAAUGCGGCCUAACCGACAGAACAUCUGAGACUAAUUUCAUAAGUAUAUGUAACGGAGGAUUAAACGGUUGAGGAUAAGUCAUCAGUUUUCCUGGACCAGGCACGUCCCCUGCCCACGCACCAUGAAGCACGUCACCUUCGUCAUCGCCGCCUGCGUCGCCUUCAUACCUCCUGCAGUGCCAGAUGCGGCGGCGGCGAAGAGGGACGACGCGCAGGAGACAGGACAGGAGGGAACCAGCAGCUCCUCGCGGAUGAAACGUUCAGUGUUCCACCUGUUCAACAUGGUUACCUGCGCUACCGGCUGCAACCCACUCUCCUACAAGGGCUACGGCUGCUACUGCGGCUUCCUCGGCUCCGGCCUGGUCGUCGACGGCAUUGAUAAGUGCUGCAAGGGCCACGACUGGUGUUACGAGCACGCCAACUGCCUCGGCUUCGAUCACUAUCUUGCGCCCUACAGAUGGAAUUGUAACGGCGGGAACCCCUACUGUGUUGCGACGCGCGGGCCGCUAGGUGGCGUGAACAGCUGCGGGCAUCAGCUGUGCGAGUGUGACCGCGAGUUCGUGGAGUGCCUGAAGCAACACCCGUGCCCCAAGACCAAGGCCAUCUGCAUGACGUCACCGUGGAGGUACUGGCAGAACCUCUUCAUGGGGGUGUCCAGCGGGUCGGGGAUGCACCACGCAGACCAAUACUCACCACCAACAUCACCAUCACCAGAGGAAGACACACUAUACAAACCCCCAACACCUUUGUCAUCAUCACCAUCACCACCAUCGUCAGUUGAAAAAGAUAAAGCAUACAAACCACCUCCAUCAUCAGAGGAAGAUACACUAUACAAACCCCCAACACCUUUGUCAUCAUCACCAUCACCACCAUCGUCAGUUGAAAAAGAUAAAGCAUACAAACCACCACCAUCAUCAGAGGAAGAUACACUAUACCAACCCCCCCCACCAUCAUCAUCAGUUGAAAAGGAUAAAGAAUACACAUCAUCAUCACCACCAUUGACACCACCUUCACAGUCACCAUCGUCACAGGAGGAAGAUAAACACUACUCAUUAUCACUAUCGUUAUCACUGGAGCACGAUGAGAAGCACAACACGGUAGCCCCACCACCACCUUCAUCUUUUUCAUCAUCUUCAUUUUCACACGAGAAGAAAUACAGCACAGAUAGUCACCUUUUACACCAUCACCGCUGAAUUAGGACCCGUCACCCUCUACAGCACCAUCCCCCAGACACUAUCAUCCCUAUCCUCCUCCUCACAAUUACCAAUAUACAACAAAAUAUAACCCUCACCCCCUUCAUCACCAUCCCUAAAUAGAACAAUAGAAUCUGCUCCAUCACUCUCUUAAUCAUCUUUCCCCGACACUAUCACCCCCAUCACUAUCCUCACAGUUACUAGUAUACGACAAAAUAUAACCCUUGACCCCUCAUCACCAUCCCAAAAUAGAACCCCAGAAUCUGCUUCAUCAUCACCUCAUCACCGCUUGUCACUGCACAGUAGUCAGUCACUCCAACACCAGCACGACACCAGCCAACACCCCAGUGAAGCGUUCUGAGCCUUUCAUUUCCCUCGCAGCCCCUAGAAUGCCGGGUUUUCCCUCAGGCGUCGGCGUGGCCACCAUCAGCCCGGCGCCCUGUAGCACUGAGAGACGUGGAUGCCCUUGUGUUGUUGGCCUCCACUGAGAAGAGUAACCAUCGUCCUCACUGCUGUGGGUUCUGCGGUUCCAGAACGCUUCACACACCUGUAAAUAGUGUAGAUUUAGAGUGCACCUUUGUAGUUCUUCCCCUCGUAGAUGUGGCUUUGCCUUGCGGCGCCGCUGCUCACACUAUGUAUAUGUGGCACAGCAGUGGCAGUAGUGAGAUGACACCAGGACUACUGGUGCAAUCUCACCCUGUACUGUCGACCUGCUCUAUGCACCUGCUAACAGGUGAUAACGCUCUUCUAUCCCCCUUUAGCUUAACGCUGGGGGGGAUGGGAGGGGGGCAGGCUAGUAGGCGGCGUGUCAGGAUGGGAAUGGCAACUCCUGGCAAGGAGUAUCGGCAUGAAAGAUUAUAGAUAUUAGUUAUUCGCCCAUUUGUCUAUGGCAGCUAAAGUGAUGUAAAAAGGAUAUUUAUUUUAGUAUGUAUAAGGUCCAUUUAUUCUAGUUUGUUGAGUCAAAUUUGCAAAUACUUCUAGAUGCUUCUUUGAUAAAGGAUCACAUAUCUGCAAGGAACACUCUAAUAUGGAUGUCAGUGAAGUAAAUAUAUUAUAUAUAGAUACUGCAUGAUGUAGAAAAAUGUACAAAAACUAUAUAGGAAGGGAAGCAGGCAGAUGAUGCCACCGGAAGACUGGCGAUGAGUGGACGUUGCUGAGCCUCCCGCAGGACGUAUUGGUGGUGACCCUUGUGACACUUAGCGGCGCCUCAAGUGUUGUGGCGCGGCAGUGUGGCACAUACGCUUGUUGGUUGGCGGCAGCACACUCCUGGCCUAGUGACCAGUGCCUGGUGAUGUGGCACUUCUGCUGUCCCGUGACCCACGAGUUCCCUGCUAACCCCCAACCCUUGCCCUUGUCCCCCAGGAAUGUUAUCUUCCUGGGCAAGAUGGGCCGCCACGCCUCUCUGGUCCUGCAAACUCUCCUCUAGGCAGUCCCCACCCGCUCCGCCCCGCCCCGCUCAUCCGCUCAUCUCCCCUCAUCAUCAUUAUCACCUUCACCAGGACAUCUUCACCACCCAUCGGAGUGAUUGGACAUUCGUUUGUGGAGGCAGGGCCGCGGAGCGGACUGGCAGGGCGGUGGUCACCACCACCGGCAGGGACUUUACGAGGAGUCCCCAGCAACACACCCACCCGUUACACAGUACAAAGUGUGUCUGUCAGCGGCAAAGCGAUGGCGUGGGUCACUGAGCCACGCAUGAAGCCACGGAGGUCGUUCAUGUAAUGAUAAGUUUAUUGUAAUGAUAAGAUUAUUUCAAGGCCAAACAAAAAUGGUAUGUUUGUCAUCCCAUUUGUCAGCAGUAGCGUUAGCGUUAUGGAGGAUCCAUUGCCCUCCACGCUGUCCCUGUGUGUCCCCGAUGCUGGUAGCUGAGAGGCGGGUAUCGCCGCCUGUCAGCUGACAGCCAGAUCAGCUGUCAACGAAAAAUCGGAGAGAGUGAGGGAUGCUUGACAAGUGAAUAAUAAAGCGAGUGCCAAGUAGGGGUGCUACCGUUAGGGGAUGAGAGAUAAGUCUUUAGGUCCUUGGCGGCGAAGUAAUUUGGGUAAGGGUUACUUUAAUUAUAAGUGAAAGAUGACUGGGUGCCGUAUGUCUACAGCAGUGUUGAAAGUGGAGUAGAGAUACUGUGCUUCUUCUCCACUCAAACCACAUCUUCCACUCGACUUCUGCCACAGGGAGUCGAGGCUAACGGAGGAUAGUGCUCAGCUGACGCAUAAGGAUUAGUUCAUCAGUAUUCCUCCACGUUCCAUGUGUAUUUUUAAAGGAGCCUCUGAGCAAGGUAAUGUGCCUGAUCGGACUCUCGAAGGGAUCACGGGCAUUAUAAGUUAUUGCUCUAAGAAGCUAUAGCAUACUCCGCCAUGCUGCGUGGGGGUCGAAGUGGGAGCGCCAGGAGCUUCGGAACCUCAACUUGAAGGUUUUCCGUAAGAGCUGGUUGGUUUUGUGCCUUUUCGAUGUACAUAAUCCUGUAUCUUUGUAUAUAUAGUAACGAUAAUUUAUAAAGUGUAGGAGCUGCGAUGGUGUAAUUACGUUGUACAUUGAUGAAUUGAUUUUUGUCUCGACCUCAUUGAAAAGACAUUUCUUUGUCCUUCUGAGGAAAUAAAUACUUCUUUUUUUAA
This is a messenger RNA of Eriocheir sinensis (Chinese mitten crab), 4128 nucleotides long. RefSeq names its product basic phospholipase A2 PA-12A-like. Lineage: Eukaryota; Metazoa; Arthropoda; Malacostraca; Decapoda; Varunidae. The record is from RefSeq and is a predicted model, not a curated record. Gene Ontology annotation, molecular function: calcium ion binding; A2-type glycerophospholipase activity. The transcript is spliced from 4 exons. Bases 452 to 1522 code for a protein of 356 amino acids. Gene Ontology annotation, biological process: arachidonate secretion; phospholipid metabolic process; lipid catabolic process.